ACAUUUUCUUUUCUAUUAGGAGGGGCGAAGUCUUCGGCGCGUUUAUUUCUACACUGUUUUGAUCCAGAGGCUUGGAUUCACGUGUUCAGUUAUUUCUUCAGAGUAACUGUUGGAAAAGCGGGUGUUUAAAGUACAGUGCUAAAAAGUUCCUUCGCCACUGUGGUAUUGUGCAGCUUAAGAAACAGGUUAAUAUGUCCCCUGAGAUUGCAUUGAACAAAAUUUCUCCAGCACUUUCUCCAUUUAUUUCUUGUGUGAUCAGGAAUGGAAAAAUUGGUCUGGAUGCUACUAACUGUUUACGAAUAACAGAUCUGAAGUCUGGGUGCACAUCCUUAACUCAAGGACCUUGUUGUGAUCGAUUUAAACUGCACAUCCCAUAUGCUGGAGAAACACUAAAAUGGGAUAUUAUUUUUAAUGCGCAUUUUCCAGAACUGCCUCCAGAUUUUAUCUUUGGAGAAGAUGUGGAUUUUCUACCAGAGCCUUCAGCACUGCAUCAUUUAGCUUGCUGGAAUCCUGAUGAUCCUGAGUGUCUCUUGAAGAUUAUAAAGGAAUUAGUACAGCAGUAUCAUCAGUACCAGUGCAGUCGGCUACGAGAGAGUUCCCGCCUCAUGUUCGAGUAUCAGACUUUGCUUGAGGAGCCACAGUAUAGUGAAAACAUGGAAAUUUACGCUGGAAAGAAGAAUAACUGGACUGGCGAGUUUUCAGCACGCUUCCUUUUGAAAUUGCCUCUGGAUUUUAGCAACAUUCCCACCUACCUUCUCAAGGAUGCCACUGAAGACCCCGGUGAAGAUCUUGCUCUUUUAACUGUCAGUUUUGAAGAUGCUGAAGCCACUCAAGUAUUUCCAAAGCUUUUUCUUUCACCACGGAUUGAACAUGCUCUUGGUGGUGGUUCUGCUUUACAUAUACCAGCAUUCCCCAACGGUGGCUGUCUUAUUGACUAUGUUCCUCAGGUGUGCCAGCUCUUGAACAACAAGGUGCAGUAUGUAAUACAAGGGUAUCACAAAAGAAGAGAAUACAUUGCAGCUUUCCUUAGUUAUUUUGGAACAGGUGUUGUUGAAUAUGAUGCAGAAGGGUUCAUGAAGCUCACACUGUUACUGAUGUGGAAGGACUUCUGUUUCCUAGUUCAUAUUGAUCUGCCACUGUUUUUCCCACGUGACCAGCCUUCUUUGACAUUUCAGUCCGUCUAUCACUUCACCAACAGUGGGCAACUCUACUCCCAAACCCAGAAAGACUAUCCUUACAGCCCACGGUGGGAUGGAAACGAGAUGGCAAAGAGAGCAAAAGCAUUCUUCAAGACGUUUGUUCCUCAGUUCCAGGAGGCAGCAUUUGCCAACGGGAAGCUCUAGAGAAGAAUUAAAAAAGCUAAUGUUUUCCAAAUCAAAAUACAUCUGAGGAUGCUACCACAUCCGCAGGAAAUCAGCAGGAUAACUUCAUAAAAGCAGUGUGCCUCAUCAGAAACUCUAGUGCUAAACGCAGUCUUCCUAAUCUUCAGUUUGAGAAAAAUUAUUUUUGUUUUAGUUAACAUGUUUCAUAGGGUUAAAGUAUGUAUUAUAUGUACAUAAGCAGUUGGUAUAAUGAGUCAUAAAGUUGCAUACCAUCAGUUCAGUUUCAAAAAAUUAAUCUGUUAUCUGUUUGAAAAUUUAACCCAGUUAAACCCAGUAAAACAUGACCUAAAAUAUAUAAAUACGAUGAUAGUGUCAAGAAAGAUAAAUGCUGAGCUGAUUUUACGUACACAUGGAAAUGUUUUGUUUUGUGUAAUCUAAAGGCAGUACCAAAUUAAAUACAGCUGGAAAAUAAUAAGAGGAUGCCAGCUAUUCUUUCUUCAGAUUCUAUAAAUGCAUUUUUGACACAGAAUAAAUGGAAUUUCAGUCUUGA
Messenger RNA from Protopterus annectens (West African lungfish), 1872 nucleotides. RefSeq names its product BRISC and BRCA1 A complex member 2 (gene BABAM2). Gene Ontology annotation, biological process: double-strand break repair. The record is from RefSeq and is a predicted model, not a curated record. Gene Ontology annotation, cellular component: BRISC complex; BRCA1-A complex. Bases 192 to 1343 code for a protein of 383 amino acids. The transcript is spliced from 12 exons. NCBI's taxonomy places the organism in Eukaryota, Metazoa, Chordata, Ceratodontiformes, Protopteridae.